GGCGGCCUCGCCCGGGAGCGGGCCGGGCUGCACCCGAGCCCGCUGGUCUCUCGGCAGGGGACAGAGCGUGGGCUUCUCCCUCGGGCCAGGGAAAGCAGAGAGCAUGAAAGCCUACCUAAAGAGCGCAGAAGGCUUUUUUGUCCUGAAUAAAAGUACUACUGUUGGAAGGCAUGAAGACUCAGACCUUGUUUUAGAGUCUGCUGACAUCGACAACCAUCACGCACUUAUUGAAUAUAAUGAGGCCGAAGACAGUUUUGUUCUCCAGGACUUCAAUUCCCGAAACGGCACCUUCGUCAACGAGUGCCACAUUCAGAAUGUGGCCGUGAAGCUGCUGGCUGGAGACAUCCUGAGAUUUGGGUCCGGAGGGCUGACCUACGAACUGGUCAUCGAAAACCCACACUCGGUCUCCUUCCCAUGGAUGAAUGGCUCAGUACCUUGGCCAAGACCACAGCCACCUCGAGCCACACAACAGUCGAAACAGUCACCCUCACCACCACAGAUGCCCUUCCACCCGGGCAUCCGGCCAACACCAGUGCAGAGGAGCUGGUCCCAGGGGUUUCCCAGACCUACCAUGGUCCCACCUGCCUCCCACAACCGGCCUGUGAGUGCUGGUGGGAAGAUGUUCUCCUUUGUGGUGGAUAACACUCACAGGCCUCCCGUCAUCAAGCAAGUGUGGACCAAUGCUGUGGAACUGUCGGAACAGUCAGUGGUCGAAGGAAUUUCCGGAGCAGGACCUUCCAGGGACAUUUACGUGGACCAGGACCACCCAGCCCACCAGGAUAAGGAUGAAAUCAUUCUGCUGCUGGGGAAAGAAAUCAGCCGUCUCUCGGAUUUUGAACUUGAGUCUAAAUACAAAGACGCCGUGAUAGUGAACUUGCAGAAUGAAGUGGCCAGCCUGAGUCAGAGGCUGUCGGAGUCCACCUCGUCCAGACAGAGUAAGUUCCAGGUUCUGGAUGAAGACAUCGAUGCCGGACAGAGAGAGAUCCAGAGCUUGAAAAACCAGAUCAGUGCCCUGCAGAAAGGCUACAGCCAGGUGCUGUGCCAGAGCCUGUCUGAGAGGAACUCAGAAAUCACAUCCCUGAAGAACGAGGGCGAGAACUUGAGGAGGGACAACGCCAUCACCUCAGGGAUGGUGUCAUCAUUGCAAAAAGAAGUCUUAACCAGGGAUGAGGAAAUUCAGCAACUCAAACAGGAGGUGAACCAACUAAAAAGUGAGAACAAAGAAAAGGAUCACCAGCUUGAAGCCCUCAGCUCCAGAGUGAGUGCUGGGUCACCAUCAUCAUCCUUCUGCCUGGCAGAGCCCCGCCCGUACGUUCAUUUCUCCCAGGCAGAUGGACUUCCUAGCCGCGUGGGGUCACUGCUCUAUGUGGGGCGCAGGAGGUUCCCCGGAGUGCAUUAUGAUCACAUUAGCGGCGAGCACAUGCUUUCAUCGUCAUUUCAGGUUGAAGAGAAGCUUCAGGAGGAUUCCAGAAAGAAAUUGCUCCAGCUACAAGAGAUGGGCAACAGAGAGAACCUCAUUAAAGUCAAUUUGGAAAGGGCAGUAGGUCAGCUGGAACAUUUCAGAAGUCAAGUCAUCAAGGCCACCUACGGACGAGUGAAGCCGUUCCUGGACAAGCCCGUCACCGAUCAACAGCUAAUAGAGAAGAUUGCCCAGGUCACUGAGGACAACAUCAACUUUCAGCAGAGAAAAUGGACCCUGCAGAAAGAGACUCGGCUCAGCAACUCCAAACAGGAGGAAAUCACAGAGAACAUCGAGAAGCUGAAGGCAUCUUUAGACAGCUGCCAGGCUUGCAUGAAAAUGUCCUGCUGUAGCAAGGACCUGAAGAAGGAGGUGGACGUGCUCCAGACCCUUCAGGUGAGCCCACCUGUUUCCGGGCUCCAGAAGGUGGUGUUGGACAUCCUGCGCCUGUCGCUGUCCUGGCUGGAGGAAACGGAGCGUCUCCUCCGGGACGUCGGGAUCCAGUUACCCAGCUCUGACACAGAUCAAGAUCCACAGUUCUCAGGAAACUCAGCAGUCUUUCAUGCAAGAGAAGCUGCGGGAGCAUCUGGCAGAGAAGGAGAAGCUGAAUGAGGACAGGCUGCACCAAGAGGAGAGGCUGAAAGCCAGAAUCAAGCGGCUGAUGGAAGAGAAGGCGGUAAGGUUUUGGAGGAAAGCAUGACUCAAGAGAAGAACAGAGCAAAAGAAGCCUUAGAAGAAGAACAGAAGAGAAUCCAAGAGCUGGAGAAUCGCUUAGCCCGCCAGAAGGAGGUCUGGGAGGAAAGCAUUACUCAAGAGAAAAACAGAGUGAAGGAAGCAUUAGAAGAAGAACAGAUCAGAGUCCAAGAGCUGGAGAAUCGCUUAACCCGCCAGAAGGAGGUUUUGGAGAGCAGCGUGGCCCAUGAGAAAAGGAAAGCAAAGGAAGCUUUGGAGACAGAAAGGAGAAGAGCUCAAGAUCUGGAGAACCACUUGACCCAACAGAAGGAGAUUUCAGAGAGCAGCCUCGCCUACGAGAAACACAAAGCAAAGGAGGCCAUAGAGAAGGAAAAGAAAAAGGUGCAAGAUCUGGAGAACCACAUAGCCAAGCAGAAAGAGGAAAUAGACUUAAAAGUACAAAAAGAAGACAUCUUAAAUAGUGAACUAAAUGACGCACUGGCCAUGUUAGAAGAGGCUCAGAAAACCAAGACGGCCGAGAGCCAAAGAGCAGAGAGCCUCACCAUGAAAUUAAAUGAAACGUUAGCUGAACUGGAAACCACCAAGACAAAAAUGCUCAUCAUGGAGGAGCGGAUUCAGCUGCAACAGCAGACAGUGAAGGCCCUCCAGGAAGAACAGAACUCACAGAAACACGGCUUUGAAACGGAAAUCAGGGAAUAUAAGGAGCAAAUCAAACAGCACUCUCAGACGAUCGUGAGCCUCGAAGAAAGACUCCAGAAAGUGACUGAGCACCAUAAAAAAAUAGAAGGCGAGAUUGCAACCUUGAAGGACAGCGACCCAGCCCAGGCGGAGGUGAUGCAGCGAGAGCCCCCAGUGGCGCCUCCGGUGGAGAGCAGUGUCAAAGACGAAGUGUGUGACACCUUGAUAGGGGAUCUACUGACGGCUCAGAAGGAGAUCCUGUCUCAGCAGGAGGUCAUCAUGAGGUUAAGGAAAAACCUCACAGAAGCCCACAGCCGAAUGUCAGAUUUGAGAGGGGAGCUUAAUGAAAAGCAGAAGAUGGAACUGGAGCGGAACGUGGCGCUGGUCCAGCAACAAAGCAGCGAGCUGAGAGCACUCAAGGAAAAGAUGGCGCAGCUAACCGGCCUGGUGGAAAGGAAGGACAGGGAGCUGGAGGUCCUCAAGGAGGCACUCAGGGCCUCCCAAGAGAAGCACAGAGUCCAGCUGUACAAGGAGAAGGAACAGAAGCCCAGGAACUCGGCCCAGAUGUGUGACAUCUCGGUGCAGAUAGAACCGGUCCACACUGACAUUCUCUUGAGCAGUCAAGAGGAACAAUCCUUCAGUGAUCUAGGGGCCAAGUGCAAAGGGUCCCGACAUGAGGAAAUCAUUCAGCGUCAGAAAAAGGCCUUGUCUGAACUGCGUGCGCGAAUUAAGGAGCUCGAGAAGGCCAGCUCAUCCAAUCAUAAGGACCACCUGACUGAAUCCUAUCUAGACUUAAAGACGGUCAGAAUGGAAAAAAAUGUCCAGAAAUUAUUGGACGCAAAACCUGAUUUGCCAACAAUCUCAAGAAUAGAGAUCAGAGCGCCUCAGAAUGGCCUUGCCAGCUCAGCCAUCCCAGCCACGGAAAAGCCCGGGAAAAUGGAUGUGGCUGACGCUUUAGAUCUCAGUGAAAAGCUGUACAUGGACAUGAGCAAAACGCUCGGGAGUCUGAUGAACAUCAAGGACAUGUCCGGGCACAUAUCCAUGAGCCACCUCUCCGCAAAAGAGAGAGAGCGAGUCAGCUGGCUCCGACAGAGGGACCUCGAUCUGGUGUUCGAUAAGAUCACCCAACUCAAGAACCGGCUGGAGAGAAAAGAGGAGCUUUUGCGAGGAUACGAAAAAGACAUAGAACAGCUCAGGCAGAGCAAAGUGUCCACGCAGACGUACCAGUCGCAGAUGGCAAAGCUGGAGGACGACAUCUACAAGGAGGCGGAGGAGAAGGCUCUGCUGAGGGAGGCUCUGGGCCGCAUGGGGCAGCAGCUGCAGCAGGAGAAGAGGGUCAACAGGGCCAUCCGGCAGCAGAAGGUUGGAGCCCGAAAAGCCGCCCCAAAGAUGGACCAAGAAAGGGAGACGUCGAAGAGAGACACAUCCAGUAAAUCCAGCCAGAGCCUCCUGUUUUCUAAGCCUGGCGACAGGAACUAGAAGUGUCAUCCCGUCGGGUCUUAUGUGAUUCUCCGUGAGUCACGUGGGUGACUCAGAAUUCUGUGUCAAAAUACUAAGACGCUUUUAUAGGACUUUAAAGGUCGUCACCCUAGUAUGUUGCUUCCUAGACUGGUGUUUGCUCGAUGCUGUAUUAGGGAACAUGCAGGGAUAGGGGUUCUUUGUUAAAUUACUCACGGAUGUGUACAUCCUCAGGCAUAUGAAGAAUGCAGGUUGGAAGCCCAGACUCCUAGGCCUGGUCCAUACAAUUAUGCGCCACAUCUGAGCAGUGGCGUGCCCACGUAUCCACCUCUACGGAGCUGCGAGAAUCCCGCCACUGGCAAAACCCAAGACGUGUACUGGGGCCACAGGACAGAAUGGCAACCUCGGGGCCGAGGCUGAGGCCACGGUAGAGCACAUUUAUAUCUAAGUUUAUUAUAAUAAAUCUAGUAUGCCUGGUCGUCUUAUCGCUUCUGUAAUAGUGACUGACAUGUCUGUGGCACUCUGCGGUUUUCAAAAUGCUUCUCACCUAAUCCUCCCCCAAACCCUGGGAGGUAAAUAGUACUCUGGCCAUUUUACAGACGAAGACAAUGAGGCCCAGAGAGGUUAAAGUGCCUGUCUAGAAUCAUGCAGCUAGUAAAUUCAGAAGCUGGGUCUGGAACGCAGGUUCUGACUCCCAUCCCAUACUGCCCAUUCAGCGGCACCAGGGUUCAGGCUCCAGCCUCCCGAGGAGGCCAGACCCAAGUACCCUGUCCCAGAAGAGCACGCACUGCCCAGGUGGGCACACCCCUUUAUCAUGGUGUUUGUAGAGACCCUCAUUCUUCUUGCUCCCAUGUUCUCCCCAUCUGUCCGCUUGCUGCCUUUCUCGUGUGGCCGGAACCGCCGAACAAAAUGGGAGGAAGAGCCAGAAGGCAUGAAUAUUGUUUCUUUUUUAUUUUUA
Molecule: messenger RNA, 5246 nt
Organism: Ailuropoda melanoleuca (giant panda)
Lineage: Eukaryota; Metazoa; Chordata; Mammalia; Carnivora; Ursidae
Gene: FHAD1
Product: forkhead associated phosphopeptide binding domain 1
Exons: 30
Molecular function (GO): protein binding
Source: RefSeq, a predicted model, not a curated record